AUGACCAAUGUCUCCACGGUGACAGGAUUAGUCUUCCUGGGAUUCUCGGAAGGCUCCCAGGAACUGCAGCUGGUCUACGAUAUGUUGUUCCUCCUGUUCUACCUGGCGGCCCUGAAGGGGGAUCUCGUCAUCAUUGCGGUUACCGUCCUCGACUGGCACUUCCGCAGCCCCAUGUAUUUAUUCCUCAGGCACUUAUCCUUCAUAGAUGCCUGUUACAUCUCCAUCAUUGUCCCCAAAUCUAUCCUCAACUCCUUAACCAAUAACAGCUUGAUAUACUCCAAGGCUAUUCCUUUCUGUAAAUUAUGCCCCUUCUCUGAGCUUCCUUGGAUAGUCCACAGAUUCUACCACAACACGACCCGCAUCACCACUGUGACCAGAUUCCUCCUGCUGGGGUUCUCAGAGGUCCGGGAGCUGCAGCCGGUCCACUCUGCGCUGUUCCUCCUGUUAGUUGGUGCGGAACUGGUCAUCCUCACGGUAAUGUCCUACAACCCCUACGUGGCAAUCUGCCUCCCACUGUGCUAUGAUGUCACCAUAAACCGAGCAGCCUGCGUAAAGAUUGCCAUCUCUUCCUGGCUCGGCGCGGCUCCACAGUUCUUCUGUGACGCCUCUUUCUUGCUGAUGGUCUCAUGUUCUGAGACUCAAGUGAUUUUUAAUUUCAGUUUGGCCUCUGGGUUUGUUUGUACUUCAUUCUCCUUUGUCUUCUUUGUCACCUCGUACAUCCGCCUCUGCUGGGCCAUGCUGAGGAUGCCGACAACCGAGGGCCGGGCUAAGGCCGUCUCCACCUGCUUGCCCCACCUCGCCGUCCUCACUGUUGUCCUCUCUAUGGCUUCCAUUGCGUAUCUUAAGCCUCCCUCAGACUAG
Molecule: messenger RNA, 861 nt
Organism: Tachyglossus aculeatus (Australian echidna)
Lineage: Eukaryota; Metazoa; Chordata; Mammalia; Monotremata; Tachyglossidae
Product: olfactory receptor 14A2-like
Exons: 4
Coding region: 1-861 (286 amino acids)
Cellular component (GO): membrane
Molecular function (GO): olfactory receptor activity; odorant binding
Source: RefSeq, a predicted model, not a curated record